Molecule: messenger RNA, 2145 nt
Organism: Cryphonectria parasitica EP155
Lineage: Eukaryota; Fungi; Ascomycota; Sordariomycetes; Diaporthales; Cryphonectriaceae
Exons: 2
Coding region: 1-2145 (714 amino acids)
Biological process (GO): meiotic chromosome segregation
Cellular component (GO): chromosome, centromeric region; nucleus
Source: RefSeq, a predicted model, not a curated record
AUGGCAAGAUUGAACGAGCCCCCCGUGUCAACAGACGCCUUAGAAACUCUACGAAGGAGAUUCCUACGGCAGAACCGAGAUAUCGCAAAAAUCAACUCUGCUCAAUCACUGCGCAUCCGCUCCCUCGAAAGCGAGUGUGGACGUCUACUGUCGGACAACCUCGCCCUCAACAGCCGGAUACUAGAGCUGGAGAAUGAGCUCAAGGAGUACAAGGGCGCUCAAAGAAUAGCCGACCAUGCCCUCGAGAUCAAGACCAGGAUGGAGGCACAGCUUAUAGAGUGGGGAGCCAUGAUCCAGGGGCUGGGCGUGGAACCAGCAGCAAAACGGCACGUCUCAAUGUCUCCAGGCGGGACCAAGACCAGCAGACAAAGACACAGCGCCGACCUCAGCCCAGCAGCGAAGCGGAGGCCUCGAGACUCCAGGAGCGCGGAGGAGGCUGCCAGGCAGGAGGAAGGGCGGUUGCCGCCGAUUCACGAGAACAAGACUUACCCACGGAGGACGAUGAGGUACGUGGGCGCACAACAUGGACGUGCGGGGCUUUCGGAACCAGCUAACAUGCAGGACAGUCAUGCAGAGCUUGUCGCCAUAUGCACCGAUGCCGAAGACACCAAUGACUCGCCAGACCUGGGACCGCCGCCGACGUCGCGGUAUGUUGAGGAGGAUCCGAUCAAGAUUGACAGCCCCUCCAGGUCCACUAGUGUCCUCGAGACCAGCCCCAAGAUCAGGAGAGAGACCCUGGCGCCGCCUGAGUCGCCUCCACAGCUGAAACUCGACCCGAAGAAGAGGCCAAUACUGCCGACGGAGGCCGCCACAGCCACGAGCCCAGAGCCCACAAAGCCGGCGGCCGACGCUCCAGCUCUUCCUCUCGUGAAAGCCGGUUCUAAGAGGAAAUUUGGCGAUGAGAAUUACGAGAUCCAAGCUGCUGCGAAGUCUGGUGUGGACAAGGAGAAUGGCGACAGUAAACUUCUGUUAGACGACCCGCUUGCGACCACAGACCUCAAGAGCCGUGCCAGUGGGAAUGCGAAGGGUCUAUCAUCUCACAAGAAUGGUGCGAAGAAUGGACGAGGGGUGGGACGACCUCGGAAACCCUUGGCGGACAAGACCACGAACGACGAUCUGGUGUCGCCCAAGAAAACCAUCAAAGUAGCAACGAUUGACAACCUCAAGAAGGCGACGACAGAGUCGGAAAGGACCGUCGCACCACUCAAGAAGAAGAGAGUCGUCCCUAUCAAGCUGCCUAUACCUCAUCUCCCUGCCCCCACGGCGGUCAACCCACCAGAAGAACCAGCUACACCAUCUGCUGACCCCGGAAUUGUCUUCCCCGAAACCCCCGAGACCAAGUCCGUGGAGGCAAACCCAGGUGACACACCGCCUCCGGCCGACAUUUCAGUGCAUGGAGAAACAUCACGCCCUAGUAGGAGGGCAAGGCCAGCUAUCAGCUAUGCCGAGCCAAACCUUCGGGAUAAGAUGCGUCGGCCCACAAAGGAACUAUUUGAUGCUGUCUCUGGGGAAGGAAAGUUUGUCCGCUCCAGCUCAGCCCACCCUCUGGGUGUUCUAUCCUCAUCGAAACUCAAAAUCGAUGAUGAAAGCUCAGUGGAAGGGUCAUCAAAGCAGUCAGGGGAUGGAGAGAAGCCUAUCGGAGAUCGGGCAGCUCGCAGGCCUGCUUUAUUGAGUCCAUUGUUGUUGAAGGAAGCACCCAAAGACCAACCUGGGGAUUACUUCCCAGACUCUAUCAUCACCGAAAGGCGACGAAGGCCCUCCUCUAGGCAAAGCCAACUCUUCGAGCAGCAAGCGGACCCAGAAGGGCCCGAUGGGAAGGAAAAACAAGACGAAACCGAUCCCUACGAGUUCCGAAGCAUGUCCCCCGCCUCUGCACAGCCAAAAGAAAAUGCCACCCGGGGCCGGGUCACCAAGGGGAUGCGAAGGUCCAUGGCGGGUAGUGCUGGCGAGGCAGCCGAUGCGACGAUAAAGGAAUUCAGACCAUCUCGGAAGAGGGCAUCCAUGGCGGCACCGAGAAAAACCUCGAUGCUCGAGUGCCCCUUAGACGAGGACUCAUCAUUCGAAGCUAGUGGUGAUCCGACAAAGGCAGAGCCAUCCUCGAGUCUGAAGGACAGGGUGUCGAGGAGGAGGAGCAUGAUGUUGUGA